Cynara cardunculus var. scolymus (artichoke) is the source of this 1292-nucleotide messenger RNA. Its product is annotated as protein FMP32, mitochondrial-like. The transcript has 7 exons. The record is from RefSeq and is a predicted model, not a curated record. The coding region runs from base 310 to 1014 and encodes 234 amino acids. Lineage: Eukaryota; Viridiplantae; Streptophyta; Magnoliopsida; Asterales; Asteraceae. Gene Ontology annotation, cellular component: mitochondrion.
AAUCUCCACCUGGCAAGCCAUCACCGGUCAUUUUCCCAUCUCCGGCCACUGUAUCCCCGGUAAACUCCGCCGGCCUUAAACCCUAAACCCUACCAUAAUCGGCCGGUUUUUCCGGAGGCUAAUCCGCUUUCGGAGAUUGUCUCUUGUCGAACAAGUUUUGAGCGUUCUCUCUCUCCCACACACAAAACCGCUCCGUUUUUAAACUCAUAGAUCGAAUGCUUCCGAUAUGAUUGGUUAGUUUCGUGUAAUCGGAAAAUCUCAAGGAAGAAGAAUUUCGCUUGAGCAUAAGAGAUCGAUUAAACUGUGAAAAUGUCUGUUGGUUUGAGACGAUUUGUUCAAAGAGGAAUCAAUUCAGGGUUCCAAGUGAAAUCGAUGAAGAACAACGGUUUUAGCAAUUCUUUGUUGGUGCCGAAUCGUUGUGAUUACAAUUUCAGAAGACAUCUCUCUCAGCUCGUAAACCCUAAGGGUGUGCGUAUCUGUCUCGUUGAUACUUUGGCCCUGGUAAGAAGAUUAGAAGCACAAGGUGUUCCUUCGAAACAGGCUGAAGCAAUAACAUCUGCUAUCACUGAGGUUCUUAAUGACAGUUUGGAAAGUGUAGCGGAUACAUUUACCUCAAAUGCUGAUAUGCAGAAAACAGUGAUGCUUCAAGAAGCACAUCUUUCCAAGUUCAAAUCCGAAGUACAAAGUUCGCAGGAACAUCACUUCUCUUCAUUGCAACGCGAAACUGAAAAGUUGCGGACUGAUAUAGACAAAAUGCGAAGUGAAUUGAGGUACGAGAUCGACAAGGUCACUGCAGGUCAACGCUUGGAUUUAAAUCUUGAAAGAGGGCGUAUUCGCGAUGAGCUUGCUAAUCAGAAUGCAGAAACCACCAACCUCACUAACAAGCUUGAUCGAGAAAUUCAUGGGUUAAGAGCUCAAGUGGAAGCAGCAAAGUAUGAUGUAAUCAAAUAUUGCAUAGGAACCCUUAUCUCGAUAUCGGCCGUUGGUCUUGCCGUCAUUCGUAUACUUAUGUAGUACGAUUUCAUGCAUCAACUUACUUAACCGCAAAAUAUUCGUUCCUAUUCUUCUUUAGAGUCGUUCGUAUAGGAUUCAUCAUUGAUAAGUAUUGAUGUGCAUUUUUUAGAUUGAAGCAACUUUGAAGUAUACCAUGCAUUGAGUCGGGAAUUCUUGAAGUAUACGAUACAUUGAGUCGGGAAUUCUUUCGAUAUAACAUCAUAUUGUACUAAUAUUUUUUUUUUGUAUAAAUAUACGUUAGUACCGUAAACAAGUUGUCAAACGUUUGGUAAUGCCAG